Messenger RNA from Octodon degus (degu), 2937 nucleotides. It is a transcript of the gene CUNH18orf54, whose product is annotated as chromosome unknown C18orf54 homolog. Lineage: Eukaryota; Metazoa; Chordata; Mammalia; Rodentia; Octodontidae. The record is from RefSeq and is a predicted model, not a curated record. The coding region runs from base 359 to 1924 and encodes 521 amino acids. The transcript is spliced from 9 exons.
AGGCAGGGAAGCCCUCCCGGCCCGAGUUGGCAUCGCGGGCCCGCGCAGCCUGCGCUUUCCGAGGCUUCCUUCUCGCUCGGGGGUGCGCGGGGAGCGUGCGGGAGUGGUCGCGAACUGCCCGCGCAGGGUUCCCGGGGCUGUUUCACGCGAAAUACUCCGUUUUUGAUUCAAGGUUGCAGAAAUGUCUUGCCUCAACUGUAAACCAUCUGCCGUGAUGGAUUUGCUUUUGGAGACGCGAGCUGCAGCCCUUGCGGAGGAAAUGGUUUUGUAAAACAAAACCGGCAAUCUAUUCUGUGUCAGAUAAGGGAGAAAACUGUUGCUGUUUUCUAAGGGAAAUGCAUAAAAAAUUUGAGGAAGCAUGGCAAAAUCCAACACAAAACACAGAGUUCGUUCUCAGGAAUCUUCAGUAUCUUCUCUCCUGGCAAGCUGCAGUCUAAGUAGUAGCAAUUCCUCUAGCUCUGGUGGCUCUUUUCACUAUAAGGAUAAGCUGUACAGUUCUGCUUCUCAGGCUCUACAGGCCUAUAUUGAUGAUUUCGAUCUAAGCCAGAUGUAUCCUAGUGCAAGCACUGGAAGAAUUAACAUUGAUGAGAGUGGUGCUAAUAUUCCACACUUUUCCAGUUAUAUUUCUAAACCAACCAAUGCUUUUGAAAAUCUUGACCACAAAGAGCACUCACGCUUCUUAUCCUAUGGAAGAGAGCCUAUUAAUGAGGUAGACUCCAUUAGCCUAACAACUGAUGAUCUGUUAAGACUUCCUGCAGAUGGAUCAUUUCCUUUCACUUUUGUUGGACCAGGUCACCGAACAAGAAAGAAAAGCAAGAAAUACAUUAGAAGAUCAGGUUCACUGGACAUUGAAAAAAAUCCAAAUUUUCAAGAGGUCUUCACUCCUGUGGACAUGGAUAACUUAGUUACUCCGGUUGUAUGCACAAAUAGAAAACAGUGUGGCAGGCUAAAAAACCCGAAACUUACACAUAAGACUAACAAAUGUGUUUUUGACUCAUCAUUAUCUUUUUCUAAAGAAUCUUUCAAGGACAGUUCAGAAGAUGGUCUUGAAAAUAAUUAUCCAAGAUGGCUUACUAGCCAGAAAUCUGAUCUUAAUGUUUCAGGGAUAACUAGUAUUCCUGAUUUUAAAUAUCCCGUCUGGCUCCACAAUCAAGACUUGUUACCUAAUGCAAAAAGUCAAAGGGUUUCUAAAGAAGAGCAUUGUUCCCCUAGACAUAGUUAUCAGGCACAAAGAACUGGAUUUAGGAAUAAAGUAGAUUGUUUGGGAUGUUCUUUGGAACCCUCAAGUUUUUCAAAAUCCUUAUGUGAUGAUAAAAGACUUGUUAAUGAAUGCAAAUGUGAUUCUGAACAUAGCCAACAUAAAUGUGAAAAUCCACUUCCAGGACAAUCCAAAAAGCCAUUCAGUGGUGACAAAAUUGAAUUGCUUAUCCUGAAGGCCAAGAGAAAUUUAGAGGAAUGUACUGAAGGAUUACCAAGGUCUAUGAAAAAGGAUGGCAGUCCAUGCUCAUUAGAUAAACUUGAAGCAGAAAGAUCAUGGGAAAAUAUUCCUGUUACUUUCAAAUCUCCUGUUCCUGUUAAUUCUGAUGAUAGUUCUCAACAGACUUCAACUGCAAAGUGUGCUAAAGAGGUUCUUGAAGACUUUUUGAAUAAUGAUAAUCAGAGUUCUACCCUUUCAGGAGGGAAACAUCAUGGUCCAGUUGAAGCCUUAAAACAAAUGUUAUUUAACCUGCAAGCUGUGCAAGAAAGUUUUAAUCAGAACCGAACUAUAGAACCAAAAGAAGAGAUUAAGCAAGUUCCAGAAGAUGAUUUCUCUAAAUCUCAACUGAAGGAAAGUAUGAUUCCUAUUACUAGGUCUCUUCAAAAGGCCUUGCACCAUUUAUCUCGCCUGAGAGACUUGGUUGAUGAUACCAGUGGAAAACAGUGAUCGAAAAUGCGAAGAGGAAAGUAAAACUGUCAUCACAAUAACUACAGAACAAAUAUGUAUUUUUUUGUUAUUUAAUGGGACAAAAUAAAUUUAAGCCAUAUGGCAUUUGAUGAUUGUUUCAACUAUUUUUCUAAAACAUUAAACUUGAAAAUAUCCAUAGAUUUUGUGACCUAGUCUCCUUUUGUGACAAAAAAAUAGAAUACGUCCUAAAGUCUGUCUUCUAAUAUUUAAGGCUGAAUGAUGUCUUAAUGUUUACCAGACUCAUUUUGUCACUUGGUUCUGGAAUACUAAGUUUUCUAGUUUGUAUCUAUAAUUCUUUUUCAUGGAUCUUUUCUAUUUUUUAAAUAAAGUUAGCUUGCAGUUUUAAGCUGCCUAAAGAAAUACCAAAAUUUUUAUAAGAUAUUUAAUAGGGGAAUCUUUUAUUUUUAAAUUUUAGACACCAAAUAGUAAAGAUACAUUGUAUAUAAAUGACAUCAGUUUAACAGUGAGUGAUGUGGUGUUGAAAGGAAUGUUCUUUAAAAAAAUUUCUUUUUAUUUGAAUAUUCUUUCAUAUUGUAACAUCCAACAGAACCUCGACAUUUAAGUAUUACUUUGAUUCUGUGUAAGGUAAUAUUGAUAAUGCAUGACAUUUCUGAAUUGUUCUGGAGGGCAGAUAUUUGAAUAUGUAAUAUUAGAUUAUUUUCCAGAUUGUAGUUUUGGGGUUAGCCGCAACUCUUAAAAAUAAUAAUGCAGUUUUCAAGUGCUUUCUGAAAAUUGAAACUAAAAGGAGAACUAGUGUCAAAAAUCAGAAAGCAAUUCUGUAUUUAAAGUUAUGUUUUAAAAGUUGACUUUUCUUUAAAGCUUUCUAUAAUCUUCACUUUAUUGCUAGCUAGCAGUGAGGAGAGUUCUGUAAUUUUUCAUUUUCAACAUACAUUAAUAUUUCCACUAAGUUGGAAGCAUUGUUUACCAAAACUAAAAAUUAUGUCAUCAAACAUAACUAAUAUAUUUUAAAAGCCUGAUGAAAUUAAAGAAUA